GCAGGUUUCAUUCGAAGCAAAAUCAGUUCAUUCUAUAAGGUGAUGGAAAACGUUUGCCAUAGCUGUAUCUGAGAGGAAAAAAAAAUGAGGAACUGGUGACAGAAAUAUGCAGAAGUUAGUUCUUUUCAUAUUGUGACGCGACUGCGCCGGUAGCACUUUCAGAUCCUCUAUCUAUCUCGACUGGCUUCCUUUAGAUCUGGUGCAGCCUGCGCGCGUCAGUUUACAAUUCUACAAAAAAAAGUGUCACCAGCAUACUUGAGACAGAAACACCCCCGCUCCUCCAUGAUAAUUAUCACACAGCCGCUCUGGGUCUCGCUUUGUGCUCUCUUUCUCAGUCUCUGCCCACAACUGCAAGAGACCUUAAAACUUUUUUUUUUUUAAGGAAAAUAUAAUUAUAUACAUAAAUCUAACUGCUCGCUAGACUUCUUUAUCUGGUCGAAAAAGGCAAAUCUCCCGGGAGAGGACAUGCAAAGGGAGUGAGCGAAAGGCUGCAUCUCAAAGGGAAGCAGAGAGCCCAGUCCAGGAGAUGGAGGACUGCAGUCUGCCCCUGGGUCGUUUGGGAGAGAAGGCUCUGAGACGCCUGGCAGAGAUGCUGGACAACCCCACCUGUGGCUGGAGGAGGCUGGCCACGGCGGUGAGCGAGGAGCCCCGUCUGUGCAGCAGUAAGGAGCUGGAGAGUUGCUCCCUGCAGGUUCUGAGCUCCAAUGGCAGCCCGAGCCGGUACCUCCUCUCCCAGCUGUCGGACCGGGCCUGUUCCGUGGGGUACCUGCUGCAGAGCCUCAAGAAGAUUGACCACAAGGAGGCUGUCCAGUACCUGACAGCCGCAGUUGUCGCUUUGACGGAGCCGAUCAGAGUGGAGGUGCAGCCUCAGUCCCAGAGCAGCUCCGAAGGGGGGGUGGUCUCCCUGAUGUGCCAGGCUAGCGGCCCCCCAGGACUGGGCUACCAGUGGUUCAAAGGGAAAGAGGAGGUCCUGCAUGGUACAAGUUCAGAGCUGGUCCUCAGCCCGCUCCGGCCAGAGCACCAGGGUCACUACAUCUGCCGCAUUCACCUGGGGGAGCAGUUUGUGUUCUCGAAGUGGGCUCAGGUGCGAGUGUCCAGGAGCAGCAGCCUCAGCUCAGUCAGCGGGCUCUUCCCUUCAGCAGUGUCCAGGCUGCAGAUCCUCUCCCAGCCCCAGCCCCUGGCUCUGGGGGAGGGAGACCCCUUGUCCCUCGAGUGCGUCGCCGAGGGCAACCCCCCGCCACAGUACCAGUGGUACCGCAACAAACAGCCCCUCCCCCAGGCCCACCGAGCCUGCCUUCAGAUCAGCUGUGUUACCACGGUGGAUCGGGGCCAGUACAGCUGCAGAGUGUACAACAGCUACCAGGAGCUGUGGAGCCAGGAGGUGCACGUGGAGAUCGGUCCUGGCUCUUUUACAGGCCUGCCCUGGGAGGAGGCUAAUCAAGACUCCCCUCAAGCACAGCCGAGCACCCCCACUCGACAGCUCAGUCCAUUCUAUGCCACAGACAAGGUGGCGUUGCUGAUGGGCAACAUGAAUUACAAGUUCCACCGGCAGCUGCGCGCCCCCAUGGCAGACGUGCACGAGCUCGCCAACCUGCUGCGUCAGCUCCACUUCAAGGUGGUGUCUCUGCUGGAUCUGGACAGGCAGGAGAUGCACAGCGCUGUCUGCGAGUUCCUGCUGCUGCUGGACAGGGGUGUCUACGGGCUGCUGUACUAUGCCGGUCACGGGUACGAGAAUUACGGGAACAGCUUCAUGGUCCCGAUUGACGCUCCCGCCUCCUACACUUCGGAGCACUGCCUGUGGGUGCAGGACAUCCUGCAGCGCAUGCAGGAACGCAGGACGGGCCUCAACGUCUUCCUGCUUGACAUGUGUCGCAAACGGAAUAUGAACGAUGACAUCAUUCCACAGCCGGGGGCCCUGAAGGUCACAGCGAAUAUAGUCUUCGGAUACGCCACGUGUGUCGACGCGGAGGCGUACGAAGUGAACAAGGGCUGCCUCUCCAACGGGAUCUUCAUGAGCUUCCUGAAAGAGCGCCUCCUGGAGGACGAGAAGGUCACGGUCCUGUUGGACAAAGUGGCUGAAGACAUGGGGCGGUGUGAGAUCACGCGUGGCAGGCAGGCUCUGGAGCUGCGCAGUAACCUCUCAGAGAGAAGGGCGUUGAGCGACAGGAUCCUCCCUCCGGAUUGCGAGGAGGACUCGGCCAGGAACCUGCAGUGGGCCAUCGCACACGUUCUUCCAGAGUGCAGGCACCUGUGUUUCGAUUGUGGGGUGCGAGUACAGCUGGGGUUCGCUGCUGAGUUCUCCAACAUCAUGAUCAUCUACACACGCAUCCUGGAGAAGCCAUCUGAGAUCAUCCACUGCGAGACACGGCUCAUUGACUUCCCGGAGGACCUGGAUGUGGAUCUGAAGAUCACCAAUCGGCAGCUCCCUGAGGACACAGGCAGCCUGCUCUUCACAGUGGACAGCUUCCAGUUCCCAGAGUCUUCGUGCCUCUACACCCGGCUCAGUGCGCUGCAGAGACUCAAGAGGGAGCUGAAGUUCUCACUGUGUCUGCAAUACCAGUACUGCCACAUGGACGAGUUUGUGGAGGAGAUCCAAACAGUCAACGUGGGCAAACCCCUGGUGGCCAAACUCAACCUCCACGAGUCCACGCCUCCCCCCUUCUCCCCCGUCUUCGACCUCCGCUCGCUAAGCUUCACGGGGGAACCCUGCAGCAGCCUGACCAGCCUGGGCACCUCAGGGGCCUCAUCUCUGGGCUCGGCCUCCACCUGCUGGUCCUACCACUCCAAUCCAGGGGAGCUCCUGGACCCAGCCUCCCCAAGAGUCAACCUGCCUGAGGAGACCGUCAGCCCUGAGUUCCUGGAUCUGGAGGCUCCUAGGCCGCUUUCCGAAAACCCGCAGGGUUUCACUUCCAGCGCCAGCAUGCCCUACACUGGCUUGGGAGACGUCCCCUUUCAAUUCAGAAGCAAGCAGGAUUUUAAUAGCUUUUAAUGAUGUUUGCUGCAGUUUAUAGAGCUAGGAUGGCAUGAAGGCUUAAGAUUGUAAGCUAUACAGAGUGUUUCUUAAAGCUGAGGGAACAGUGGGUUGAAAUCUGGUUCCAGGAGACUGGGAGAGCUACUUUGAGGCAGCUUUGCUGUAUCAAACCCUAAGUCCCCUCUGGUGUGCCAUGCAGUGGCCUGAAACCAGGUUCCAAACCACAAAGUGGCUUCGUGUUCCCUCAGCUCGAGAAUGCUGAUAAUUUUAAUCAGACAUGCAGUGUAUCUGCUGAAGCUUAAAAACUAGCAGUGAUAACAAAAAUUCAAAUAAAAACUCUGACUGCUAUUUAAGGACUCAUGCUAGUUUAAGUUUGCCCAGUAAAGUCUUAGUAAAUCGUUUUUGCUGUUUUUUUGCUUUUCUCAUACUUAGAGGACGAUGUGACUUCCUAAUUAAAGGUUUUUAAAGGAAGAUGAUUGAUAGCGUUGAGUCGCAGACAUCAUCGAACCUUAUUAACCCAACCCCAGCUAACCCCUCAACACCAGUGUAAUGUUUACUGUAUAUUCACCAAACAAAACAUCAGGGAAUAAACUCAAUUAUUCAAAGCA
Acipenser ruthenus (sterlet) is the source of this 3579-nucleotide messenger RNA. Its product is annotated as mucosa-associated lymphoid tissue lymphoma translocation protein 1-like. Gene Ontology annotation, biological process: proteolysis. The record is from RefSeq and is a predicted model, not a curated record. The transcript has 17 exons. Lineage: Eukaryota; Metazoa; Chordata; Actinopteri; Acipenseriformes; Acipenseridae. Gene Ontology annotation, molecular function: cysteine-type endopeptidase activity. Bases 527 to 2989 code for a protein of 820 amino acids.